Molecule: messenger RNA, 818 nt
Organism: Colius striatus (speckled mousebird)
Lineage: Eukaryota; Metazoa; Chordata; Aves; Coliiformes; Coliidae
Gene: SYPL2
Product: synaptophysin like 2
Exons: 6
Coding region: 1-783 (260 amino acids)
Cellular component (GO): synaptic vesicle membrane; synaptic vesicle
Source: RefSeq, a predicted model, not a curated record
AUGUCGGAGUCCGGUGCCCCCGCGGCCGGUGACAAACCGCCUCGACUCCAGGACCGUGUCCUGAGCGGGGUGCGCUGGGGCCGCCUCCUCGAGCCCCUCGGCUUCAUCAAGGUGCUGGAAUGGCUCUUCGCCAUCUUCGCUUUCGGGGCCUGCGGCUCGUUCAGCGGCGAGACCGGAGCGACGGUGAAAUGCGACGGCGAAACCAAAGAGAUGAGCGUCAUUUCCACCCAGUUCGGGUACCCCUUCAGGUUAUACCAGAUCCCCUUCGAGAUGCCAGACUGCGAGGGGGAGUCAGGGACUCGCACCCUCCACCUCAUCGGCGACUUCUCCGCUCCUGCCGAGUUCUUUGUGACCCUGGGGGUCUUCUGCUUCCUCUACGCCAUGGUGGCUCUGGUGCUCUACCUGCGCUUUCAUUCCCUCUACAGCGAGAAUAAGAAGCUGCCCAUGGCGGAUUUCUGUGUCACCGUCUGUUUCACUUUCUUCUGGCUGGUGGCAGCAGCAGCAUGGGGCAAAGGGCUGAGCGACGUGAAGGCGGCCACACGGCCCAGCAGCCUCAUCGCCGCCAUGGCCGUGUGCCAGGGCGAGGAGGUGGUGUGUGAUGUGGGCACCACGCCGGCCAUGGGGCUGGCCAACAUCUCCGUGCUCUUUGGCUUCAUCAACUUCCUGCUGUGGGCUGGGAACUGCUGGUUCGUGCUGCAGGAGACGCCGUGGCGGGCGCAGGCCGUGCCCAGCGACGCCAACGCCGCCGCUGCCGCCGAGCAGGGUGCCAUCGACAAGCAGUAGCCACCCCGGGGGCCUCCCUGUCCCCCGGCUCCUCG